AUGCCGGCUGAUCGCCUUCUUGGGACGCUCUUGAGGGCGCUCCAGACAUACACCGACCAACAGGACACGCCAAGGUGAAACAGCCUCCACCCUACAAUAACGUGAUCAAAGCUGACUGAGGAAAGGCUCUUUGGGACUGCGUCGUCCUUACUGACAACCUUGAACAAUCCACUUAACGUCACGCUUUUGACGAGCCAGCUACUGGCCGCUCCUGCGAUAUGGGUCCAACCGGAAGGCUUGAGGACAUGCAUGCGAUGCUUGAGUGUCUUUCACUCUGCAGCACAGGCUCUUGUGAAACACGAUGAUGCUCUGCGAGACAAGGCUCCAGACGAAGAUUUCGCAAAACUCCAACUAGAGCGGACAUUGCCCAGAGACGACUGGAUCAAGGCGAUUAUUAGCGGGGCCGAUGAGCACUCGCCACGAUGGCGGCAUCUACUGGCGAUUGCAGGUCUUCUGCUCGGAUUUGGCCCCGCGGAAGACGAGCGGCUCUCCAGGAGUAUGAGGAGCACAAUCGAAAGUGCUUUGGUUACCGCGGCCAAUUUGGCUCUCGAGGAGACUAUUGACGAUGAUGAUCUGGGUCUUGCUACGAUUACGCUGGUCCUGAACCAUUGUUUUCCCCAUCUAUCGGAUCACGAACGGUCGAAGUUGGACUAUGACCUUCUACUACCGGUGUUGAUGCGGUCGACACUGCACUCGCGGGAGGGCCUUCAAUCUGCGUAUUUCUUGGGUACCCUCGAUCGAGAUAUCCAGCCGUUGGCAGCAGGCCGACUGCAGUGGAGUGAAAGAUCCCCCUCGUAUCAGCAAAUCCAACAAAUGCUGCAGAGUCCGCUGGUAAGCUCUUUGGGACCUUUAUCACGGCUUAUUGGACAUGCCAUAGAGCAAGUCAAAGAGUCGCGGCUCGUCACUGCUGCCUUAGACGACCUGGAGCUGUUCGCAAGGACCCUUCAGCUUCAAUGGCGACAGAACAAGCUUUCCGAGGUUGAACAUUCUGAGCAGCAAGAGCGGCUUGACGAGAGCACAUUCAAAAUCACAGCACCUCUUUUAUGGAAGCUCCUCCAGCCUGUCCUGUUCGCAGGCGUCAUCAUAAUGAGGAGCGCGCUAGGUCGGCUUCUGGGCGACAGUAGCCUGGCCAGCGACUCUGUCGCGUCGAACAUUGCGAAGCAAUCGUUGCGGAUACUGCGCAGCCUAUACUUUAUCACGACACGACAAGGGUCCGCCACCUUCUCUCCAUACAACUUCGUGUACUACACGGCCAUGGACAUUUUGGGUGUCUAUCCUCUCCAAGUCCAGUCACUACUCCGUGACAUGAAGCCUUCACAGCUAGGGACAGUCGCGAAGCAUCCUCUCGACAGGACGUCGGAUCUCUUCUUCCUCAACACUGCCGAGCACUUUACACUGAUCCUUCCACCGGAAGUCAGUGACGAACUACUGCUUCCAGCGGUGACCUCCUAUCUUGCCGCUGGCGGCCAAGGUCCGUUGCUUCCCAUCUUUGAAGCAGCACAUAGCGUCACGCUUGCUUUGUUCUCUGCGCCGCAGAAUGCCGAGGCCACCCUAAGGAACCUCGAAUUCUACGUUCAACAGCUGUUCAGGGUCUUUCCGAGCAAUCUGUCGGCGCGACAGUUCCGGCUGGCUUUCAAGACGCUCCUGAAGCUUGUCUCUCCACCAGCGCCGCUGUCUCUGGCAGAACCAAUGAUGCCUGCCACGCUCCUUGAACUAUUGCAUGAGCGCGCUCAUCAUGCUGCGACUACGCCAAUACCCAUUCAUCCGGGCUCUCCAGAAGCUGCAGUCGAGACGCCAUUCCCGCUUUCGGAGCAGGCUGUCAUUACUCUCACUGUGUUGGACGGUCUCUCACAGAUCCCACUAGAUCUCCUGGACGAAUGGCUGCCGAUCGCUGCAGAUAUGAUACACGAUGUCCAAGACGCUCGAAUGCGUGAACACUGUAAAGAGCACUUCUGGCAUGUACUCACUGGUGGUGAACUGGACCCAGAGCGCUCAAGAGUAUGUCAUGCUUGGUGGUCGACUGACGGAGGGAAAGAAUGGGUGCUGUAUGGGAGAGAGAAAGCAGCAUUGAUGAGCGGUGGACUGCCCGUCGAGAAGGAGAGCAGGCUGUAA
Molecule: messenger RNA, 2112 nt
Organism: Lecanosticta acicola
Lineage: Eukaryota; Fungi; Ascomycota; Dothideomycetes; Mycosphaerellales; Mycosphaerellaceae
Source: the annotation of a GenBank genome assembly